AUGUCCGUGUACGGCUUCAAACGAAUCGACAACCUGCCCGAGUACAUGAACUUUUCGUACUCUUUCAACGUGCUCACAGUGUUCGCCGUCGUCACCGCCACGUACAGCCUGUUUUCGUUCGGUGUCAACUUGAAAAUGAUAUUGUUCUACGCGAAAAAUCGGCACUCGGAUGCGAUGAAAAACAGCCUGAGACCCGAUGUGCUUCGGCUGUUUCUGCUGAUGCAAUUAUGGAAUGCCUUUCAUGUUUUAUUGGACUUUAUGGUCGUGCGCAUCCCAUUGACGUCGGCUUUUACUUCAUUUUGUGCCUGGUCCAAACCGGACCUUUUUCUGAGCAUACUCUCGUUGCUCUUCACCGGAUGCGUCUACACUUGUCAUCUUUUGACGCUUCUCUUCUGUAUUCUACGCGUCGCUUUGUUGUACGCCGUCGAAUAUCAGAAGGAGGUGAGUAACUGAAACGAACUAAAAAUUAGUACUGAAACUACUUAUAUCAUUGGAUAUAGCAGAAAAAGGGUCUUCAGGUUGUACACAAACAAUCAUAUUUGGUUCUGAUCUGGCGCCUCAAAGUACUGUCCGUCGCCAUUCUUUAAAAAUCCCUCAUUUUUAGAUACAUAUAUCUCGAGAUCCGAUGAUUAUUUUAAAAAGUGUUCAACUGAAAAGUUGUCGUAAUGUUUGAGCUCAACAACUUUGUAGUUUACCAUUUUAUUCCAAAACCCGUCACUCUCGAGAUACGGUCUAGUUUCUAAACAGUAUGUACUAGAGCGACGAGAAAUUCAUCAGGGAGAAUAGGGCGAGGAAAAGUGCUCUGAGGUCUUAAAUCAAGUCCUAAUGAUGAUUUAUGGGAAAAUAAGGUAAACUCUGUCACUUCAUCAGCUCUGAUUUUGAGACCGUCUCGAAGAUCUUCAACGUGCUCGUUCCCCUCCUUAUCCUCCUCGGCCACUCCCUCGGCGUUCCCCAAUUCCUCAUCGCCGACUCCUCCUGCUUCCAGAUGGCCGAUCCUUUUCCGUUCGGAGCCGUCGUCAUCACGUCAGUGAGCGGUCAGAGCGGAAUGGUGAGUCAAACAUCGGGUUCAUCAAGAGACAUAAUAUUAAAGUCCACCUACGCGAUCGUCUACGUUAUAUGCACCCAAACAACUGUGAUCUUGCUCGUCAUCUCCACAAUUUUGAUGUUUGCAAAGUUGCAAGAAAAGCGCAAAUCGUAAGUUGUGACCCGGGUAUUAAUGAGAUUUAGUCAAUACAUAGGUCAUAAACUUACAGCAGUUCGGAACUCCAUCGAAAGUACAGCUCGAAGGCGGAGAAGACGCUCACCGCUACGAUGAUUCUGAUGGUUCUGCCGGUUGUUAUGCCGGAAGUGCUGUCGCUUGUUGACAUCUUCGAUUACACCUACUAUUCCUAUCUUUUUCUACUUCGGGUCGUCUGUCUGGACGCUCGUGCGCACGUCGUUUCUUGUUAUUUCUACUUCACACAUCCGAUUUUCAGGCCGAAACCUGCCGCAGCAAAGGUUGGCUGGUCCGGCUGAGAAUUGA
Caenorhabditis sp. 36 PRJEB53466 is the source of this 1522-nucleotide messenger RNA. The record is from the annotation of a GenBank genome assembly. NCBI's taxonomy places the organism in Eukaryota, Metazoa, Nematoda, Chromadorea, Rhabditida, Rhabditidae.